ACACGCACGCACAGGUAAACCGGGACAAAGUUCUCCACCCCGCCACGCCCGUCACAUGACCCCUCCAGCGGCUGCAGUCCCGGUUCAGCCCGAGCACCGGGGCAUGUCGGUGUGAGUCAGAGGAUCUUUUCACAGCGCAGCCUCUUUCAUCCAGCCGGACGUGGUGACUUGUUCAACUGUUCUGAUGACGCGACUCUUUUCAAAAAGUCUCGUCUGGCUGCCGUUCAAACCGACUCGGUGGGGUGUGUGGACCCUGAGGAGUGUCUGAGGGUCUGUGGAGCCGAGGUGGGCUGCUCCAACAUCGCAUUCCCCAAGCUGGUCAUCGAACUCAUGCCCAGCGGUCUGCGGGGGCUGAUGAUAGCGGUGAUGAUGGCGGCUCUGAUGUCAUCGUUGACUUCCAUCUUUAACUCCUCCUCCACGCUCUUCACCAUGGACAUCUGGAAGAAGUACCGCGCAUAUGCCUCGGAACGGGAGCUGCUAUUGGUCGGCAGGAUAGUAACAGUGAUUCUGGUGGUGAUAAGCGUGGUCUGGAUUCCAAUCCUGCAGUCGGCCAAUAGCGGACAGCUCUACGUCUACAUCCAAUCAGUGACCAGUUACCUGGCUCCACCCGUUACCGCUGUCUUCUCAUUGGCUAUCUUCUGGACCAGAACCAACGAGCAGGGAGCGUUCUGGGGGCUGAUGGUGGGCCUGGUAGUCGUGUGUGUCGGAUGGUUCUAG
Molecule: messenger RNA, 717 nt
Organism: Coregonus clupeaformis (lake whitefish)
Lineage: Eukaryota; Metazoa; Chordata; Actinopteri; Salmoniformes; Salmonidae
Product: sodium/glucose cotransporter 5-like
Exons: 5
Coding region: 331-717 (128 amino acids)
Biological process (GO): transmembrane transport
Cellular component (GO): plasma membrane
Molecular function (GO): D-glucose:sodium symporter activity
Source: RefSeq, a predicted model, not a curated record